This is a messenger RNA of Clupea harengus (Atlantic herring), 1841 nucleotides long. It is a transcript of the gene igfbp7, whose product is annotated as insulin like growth factor binding protein 7. NCBI's taxonomy places the organism in Eukaryota, Metazoa, Chordata, Actinopteri, Clupeiformes, Clupeidae. Gene Ontology annotation, biological process: regulation of cell growth; regulation of signal transduction. Gene Ontology annotation, cellular component: extracellular region. The record is from RefSeq and is a predicted model, not a curated record. Gene Ontology annotation, molecular function: insulin-like growth factor binding.
GUUCUUUACAUGACGCCUUGGAGUUGAAAUUGAAGUUGCGACUCAGUGAGGAACUAAAGCGGCUUCAGGCAGUAGUGAAAGUUCGUGCUGUUUUUCAGCCUCAACUUUUCCAGGGCGGGGUCACGCGCAAUCGGACUGUGGAGACACAGAGUGUCAGUCGCAAAGUGAGCUCGAGCUUUUAACGUUGUAACAGUAACGCUGUAAGGAGACGAACAUAAAUACACCAAAUAUGUUCACGUUUUCUGCUCUCGUUGUUGUGCUGUCGGUUUUAACCGCAUCCUCGGAACGCGUCACCCGCAGCUGUGGUACAUGCGACCCGGAGAAGUGCGCGCCAAUGCCUGCGGAUGGCUGUUCUGCUGGUACCGUGCUAGACUCGUGCGGCUGCUGCUCUGUGUGCGCUGCGGGCCCGGGAGAUGUGUGCGGCGGCCGUGGUUCAUCCCUGAAGCGCUGCGCGCCUGGACUAGAGUGCGUCAAGGGUGACACCGACAAGAAGAGUAAACUGGGCACUUGCGUGUGCAAAAGCAACUACCCGGUAUGUGGCACCGACAGCGUGAACUACGCAACCGGCUGCGACCUCCGCGCCGCGAGCCAGAAGGCAGUGAAGGACGGGAAGCCCGAGAUCACCGUCCAGAACAAGGGCAAGUGCGCGCAGGCUCCAGUGAUCGUGACAGCUCCAGGUGAGGUGUGGAACGUGAGCGGCUCUCAGGUGUACCUGAGCUGCGAGGCCAUUGGCGUCCCCACCCCUGUGGUCACCUGGAAGAAGAUUGUCCCCGGUAAGGGCAGAACUGAGCUGUUGCCUGGCGACCGUGACAACCUGGCAAUCCAGACCCGCGGAGGCCCAGAGAAACACGAGGUCACCGGAUGGGUUCUGAUCUCCCCCCUGACUAAAGAGGAGGCUGGUGUAUAUGAGUGUCAUGCCAUAAACCUGCGCGGAGAAGCCUUUGCAGCAGGCACGAUCCAUGUGGUCGACUCCGUGGCUGACAUCCCUGACCAGAAAGUGACCAAAGAUGAUGAGCUGUGAUGAGGCCCUCAGCUGGCACCCCCAUCAGAUACACACACACACACACACGCCUCAUCACGUGACACAAAUUCAUUCAUUCAAAUGCAUCAAAGUGUAACCACCUUCUGAUCCCAAUCAGCACACACACUUAUCUCUGAACCACUAGCGUUUCAGUGGAUCUUCAAACAUGAGGUUGAUGAUGUUUUUGAUUGUUUCCGAUAUAAAAUGUUUUCAUUCCUGUUCCCUGUGUUCCACUGUCGCACAAAUGCCACGUGUGUUUAGCUUGAACAUAAGAAAGUGUUUGUGAAGAAAUACUGUAAGUGCAUUAGUUCCUCCCUCUCUCAGCUUAAAGCGCAUGCACACACACACAAACACAGGCCUUUACACAAUCCACACACACGCAGGCAACUAGAGCAAAGCCACCACACACACACAUCCCCCCACUUCAUGUUAGGCAACAUCGGCUCCAGGUUGAGUGAGUGUGAGUGUGUGUGUACGUGUUCGGCCAUGCACAUGCAUGUGUGGCCUGUAGAGCUGGCUCGCUAAGAGGAUUUCUCUGGAAUGUCGUUCAGUAUGGGUGCUAUUUCUUUAAGUAUGUGUGUAGCUGCCCCUGCCACCCCCCAGCAUAGGGCAAGGCAGGUGGGUGCAGUAUACUCAGCUAUGGAGGACUUAACUAGUAUGGUAUGUAGUAGAGUUUAAAAGUAUGUAGUAUGUUAGUAUGGAGGGUGUUGGCUUCUUCCUGUGUUCAUACUCUGCCCCCCCCACCCACUCACCCCCACCCCAUGUGUCUCACUCAUACUGUCCUGUUUUACAUACACUAAUAAAGACAGACAGACAGACA